GUCAGCGCGUUUAUUCAAUUUGAUUUUUUGGGUCUCUGUCGACAAACCUUUAUUAGAUUUUUGUUCCAGGGACAGCGAGUGAAGGAAGCUACUCAUCAAGAGCGACAGGUUUUGAUUCACACACUUAUUACCAUACCUUUUUACAAGCGGGUGUCUAGAUGCAUUAUCUCAGCAUGUAGUGUUAGAAAUACAAACUUAAGUGGUGACAUUGUGCUUCGGCUUUUGUAAACCCCCACACACACUCUCACACAUUGUCCAAGUCGCUGAUAAGCUUCAGGUCAAAGCCUUGAACCCCAGUGAACUCAGGCACCAGCUUGUCUGCCAAGUGCUUGGAGUGGACACAUCAGCGGGGGCCAAAUGCUACAGUCCCCUGUUGUGUGUGUGUGUGUGUGUGUGUGUGUGUGUGGGUCUACAGUAAGGAGUGGCUGGGGGUUGGGGACAGUCACUGGGAUUGUUGUGCGUGUGUGGAACAAAAGGCCUUGAUCACUGAAAUCCUGCAAAAGGCAGCAGAGGAGGUGUUAAAAGUGAUACAGUGGAGAAACAAGCAGACCUGGAGGCCUCCUCUUUGCUCAUAAAGCUACUGUCCACACCCAGUCUGCACAUUUCCACUUGAAUCAACAAACAGGCGUUUGGAAAAAAAUGUUGUGUAUCUCAUUUAUGGUCACAUACAGAUACAUGCAUCCAAAUUAUAGGCAAUAAACAGAACCCAAUUUUAUCUGUAUGUCAUGUUUAAUGCUGCAAAAAGUGCAGCACAUAAAGAGGCCAAACAUGAGCGACAAUAGUCAAGUCAAAGUUUGUUUGACUGCUGUCUUUUAAAGGUGCUUUAUAAAUAAAAUGCUGUACAUGUGAUAAAUAAAAGAAGUAAAUAAAUAAAUAGAUAACAAAAAAUACAAUACAGACAGUAAAAUAAUAAAAGCUACAGUGCCUAUGAUUCCUCUGUGCUCAUUUAUUAAAUGCAAGGGAGAAAAGGUGGGUCUUUAAAGAGGCUGUAAUAUGGCUGGGUAGACUGAUCCACAGUCUAGAAAAAGCCCACAAUAGCUCAUAUGUUAUAUUAUCUAAGACUAACAGCAUCAGCAGUGAUACGCUUUAAUCGAUUAAGAAAACUAGAGGCCAGGAAAAACAUUACUGUAAAUAAAAAGUACAUUCGGGUUUGAAAGCAUGAGAAUAAACAAAUCUAUCUUUACACUCAGUAAAUAGGUUGUAUAAAGCAAAGAGACCUCUAAUUGUUCUUUUUUUAAAGAAGGAACUUUGUAAAUAACCUUGAAAGUGAACUGUUAACACAUGAAAUAAGCCUUGACAAAGAAAUGAACCAACAUUACGUUGAUAAAAACCUAAAAGCACCUCUACCUGUUGACCUACAAGACCAUGUCUGUGAUCUUUAGGCCCACAUACAAAAGCUUUUACCACUUCACAUUGAAAUUGACCCUGCCUGGAGUCUGCACGAGGAGGAGGAGGGAGGGGAUAUGGUCAGAGGGGGAGGAGGUGUUUAGCGACGCAGGGGACGAAAAAGGCGAAUGAACGAUUAACAAUUUCCUGCAGGGAGGUGCGGUUAUCACUCCCCUCAUCUCCUAGAACUCACCGGAGCGCGAGACACCGGAGCAGCACGCGCACAAUGGAUUGACUCUCAGGGAGAUAAUCGGAACCAGCUGUGAGACCAGCUCCGCGACAAGCUCGUGACUUUUUCUUUGAGUCACCUUUACAGUCUCUGGACGUUCAGGUAAGAAGUUUAUGGUUUUUUAAUACAACUUUACAGUAAAGUAAAGUUUUUUUUCCUGCGUUACUUUUGAACUUUUUACUCCAUACGGACUGUUCUUAUCGACUGAGACUGUGAAUGAGCGGUGGUGUAAACUUGACUCAAAGUUAUGUCAUGUUGGCGAGUUUAAUUAAGUUCUCAAAAUUACAGAGAUCAGUCAUUAUUAAUGUAGCACUUUUCAUUCACAACAAUGUAGCUCAAAGUGCUUUACACAGAAAAGGGAAUAAAAGAAACAAAGAAUAGCCAAAUCUACCCCAACUGUUAAAAUGCACAUAAAAAGGGCUUGAUUUCGUGGAAGCAGGAAGGUGCACACUGAGGAAACACCAAUUUAAAACCUAAGAUAAGGAAACACUGGGGGUUUAGGUUAAAAUCUAAAAACGAAGUAACAUAGAAUAAAAUAAUAAAUGAAAUGAAAUAAAAACAGUAAAAGAUACUAAAAUAAGAGCACCCAAAAAGCUCAGUAAAAACUAUCAUGUCAUUAAAACUAGAAAGAGAUAAAUUCAAAAACACUUAAAGUUAAUAAUAUAAAAUUUAUUUAAAAGCAAGACUAAAAAGGUACGCUUUGAGUUUGGUUUUAAAGUCAUUAAGAUUAGGGGCAGUCCUCAGGUCUUCAGGUAAGCUGUUCCAUAGACAGGGGCGUAGAUGCCUCACUGUAUGUCUUGGUUUUAACUUUAGGUAAUGUUAACAGAGAACUUCCUGAAGACCUGAGGGCUCUACCUGACGCAUAAGGUAUAAGCAGAUCAGAUAAAAUGGAUGGGCCAAAGCCAUUAAGAGCUUUAAAAACCAAUAAACCCACUGAGCAUUCUUUAUACAGAAUCUAGACGGUUGAAAUUAGGUCCAAAACAACCCCCAAAAUCUAGACGUCCAAUAGCUGUCUAUUGUUCCGUGCGAAGAAACCUUAAAGUCUGUUCUAAACGAGACAAGUAGCCAAUGCAGAGACAUUUAAAUUGGUGUAAUGUGAGCUCUCUUUGUGGUCCUACUUUAAUAGUAAAGGUAAUGUCAAGACAUAGUUCCGUUUUUUUUAUUUUAACCAUCAACAGGACUUUGUUCAACACAAUGACUUUAAUUGUUUGACAGAGUUAAAUGGAUUUUCCUCAGGUAAACACAUACAACAAAAGAAAACAGAAGUGCUUUAUUUGCUGUUUUUUAACCACCACUUGUAGUCAUUAGAUUUCUCUGGAUGAGCUGAAAACUGUGUUUUACAGCUCAAGAUAAAGAAUUUAGAAGACGCACUAUUUUUAUUGAUGCCAAAGCUGUGAAACUCAUUCGUUAGACUUUAACAUUCACUGCAAGUUUUCACUCAUGACUUAAAGAUGCUCUGUUCCCUGAUAUCCUGCCUGAGCUUUCCUCUCUUUCUCUACAGUCCAUAGUUUACAGUCUCCUCCUCUUUGUCUUUUCAGCCUUCACAAGAUCUCAGGUAUGAUUCAGAGGAAGGAGGUCGUGCUGUCCGUGCUCAGGGAGCUCCAGGAGGCCACAGAAAGCUCCGGCCUGGACGCUCUAACUAGAGUAGCCCUGGAGGUGGAUCAGGCCCUUGCUCCUUUCCAGCUCCCUGUGACCCCCUGUCAGGACUUCCCUGACUGGGCUGGUGUGGAUGACACAGCUCAUGGCCUGUACCCGGCAGAUGCACCUGCGGGCCUUGUGCCUCUGAACUGCAAGGGAGAAGGAAACCUGCUUUUUGACGCAGUUAGCACGCUGCUAGUGGGCAACACCAGACUUAGUUUGGAGCUACAGGUGAGCAGAAUAUUUUAUAAUCUUGAUCUGUAUGAAGUAUAUGCACCUAAAAGUUCACAAUUAAACUUUUGUACCCAUCUCCCGAGGAGGACAUCCAAACCCUUCUUGUACAAGUUGAUCAUAAUUUAACUUGAUUAAACCACUUAUUAGUAUUCUUAAACAUUGUUACACUUAAACUUAAAGUAUAUUGAAAUACACUAUGCUCUCUUUUGUGUUCUGUUAUUCUCCUGCUUUGUCCAUUAUCAGUCACAUCCCCGUUUUUUAGAUGUUGUCGGUUUCUCUCUGAUAUUAAUAAAAGUAUGAACCUUGUCGUUUCAGGUCAGGACGGUGGUGGAAAUGGUGCUGUGGAAAAGAUACUAUCUGUCCGGGAUGAUUGAUUCAAAAAUGAUGCUCCAGGCCGUGCGCUUCAGCCUCUGUGCCGAGGAGUCUGAAGACAUGCUCAACCUUCCCGUGACGGUCCUGGAGGCCAUCUUUGAUGCGGAUGUCAAAGCCUCCUGCUUUCCAGGCUCCUACGCAAACAUGUGGCAUGUGUAUGCUCUGUCAUCAGUCCUCACUUUCAAUAUCUACUCCAUCUACCCCAUGUUCAACCUCAAGAUCCGACCUUACUUCAACCGCGUCAUCCGUCCGAGGACCUGGCCCAAAGACUCUGAGCCACUGACCCUUCACAUCAUGUGGUCUGGUGAACUACAGUCUGAAUCUUUGUUCAGGCCAAAUCAUUUUGUCGCCCUGGUCCAGACAAGUGAUCUCACUUUCGGUAGCCCCGAGAGUGAAGAAAGGGAGUCACCAAUGAAGAACGAGGAGCUGCUGAACCAAGACUCGCAGAUGUGUUACCCGAGUCUAAAAGAUAAGUACAACAUCACCAAGAGGACCUUCUACCGCUGGAAGAGGCAGACGCAGGAGCAUUGCAAGAAGUCAGCAGCGAGGUACGAGGCAAAGUACUUCCUGCAAGCCUGCUACUUGGAGGGCAAGCUCAUCCCUUUACAUGAAUUCAAAGAGUUCUUCCCUGAGAUCUCCAGGUCGUCUUACUACAACUGGAAGCACGAGCUCAUGAAAUCCGGAGGAACCUUCUCUGCUUCAUCAUCCACGGGAGAGAUAAGUCCUGGAGAGAGCACAGAACAGGAGGCCUGGUCAUCACCAGAGGCAAAGCAGGAUGAGCCGGACCACCAUGACAGCGUGGCUAGCAUGUUUGGCCUCAGCAUGGGCAAGCCAGAUGUGGAGCGGGCCCAGAAUGUCGCCAGUAUGCAGGAAGCUAAGCGCUGCCUGCAGAGCUGCAUUGUAAUGAAUGGCUCUCUCCCAUUCAGGGUCUUCAAAAGAAAUUUUCCAGGGAUCUCCAGAUCGACGUACUACAACUGGAGACGAGAAGCCUUGCUGUUCAAUAGAGGGUACAAAGGCAGCGUUGGCAGCAGUGAAGACAGCUCAGAUGCUGACAAGAGCCAAAGUCCAAAGAGUCUGUCACCACUUCUGUCCAACACCAACUAUCCGGUAGCUCCCAGAAAGAGGAUCUGCAGACGUAAACACAGAAGCUUCCGGCAGGCGUACUUAAGCAAAAAACAGCUCCGGGAUGCAGCCAAGCUUCACGUCAGGAAGUCCAAAUGGUCCCUCACCAAGUUCAAGCUGAAGUUCCCUUCCAUGUCGCCUUGUUUCUACUGGCUGUGGCGUAACGGUCAAAACCGCAAAAAGAAGUCAGUCGAACCAGCUCCACAGAUGAAACUUUUGGAUAGUCUGGAGAACGCCGCUGUGAUUGAAGAAAAAACAACAAUGGAGAGCAGGAUGGGUUUCCAGGCUGCGUUCCCAUUUGUCGAGAGUCCAAAGCAGCCAGAGAGUCCCCCCAUGCCUCCCGUUCAUGGCCUACAUCCAAAGCACAACCUUCACGGAAAGGCGACAGUGGAUGAGCAGAUGUUCACAAUGGAUGUCGUCGCUCUUGCCAACUUCAAGGCCAAGGCCAAGUUGUUCUUACAGCAACGCUUUGAGCAAAAAUCCUUCCCCACGUUCAAAGAAUUCAGGUCCUACUUCCCCUUCACCCCACGCUCAACAUACUACAUGUGGAAGCGGGCUUUGUAUCAUGGUGUGUCCCUGGUUCAUGGCUAAACGCACCAGGCUUUUUUUUCCCCCCAGGCUUUUGAAGCGACAUAACAGCUUUGUACAGAAACUUCACACGCAGCUUUUUUUCUGUAAACAUACUACCUCCACCUUCAUGUCUACACACUCCCAAAGACACUCGCUUUGCAUCUAAAUGCAUUGUGUCCUUCCUCUACCCCUCCACCCCAGCUCAUUCCUCCCUCCUGGACAUUUGCACAUGUGUGAAAAGACACUAAGUGCUGGAUCUGUUUCAAACCCCGCAUGUUGCCCUCCAGGCAAAAGGCAGUACAAAGCUGGAGUUUGAAGCUGUUUCUCUUUUUCCACUCCCUUUUUAUCUUUAAGAAGCAUUGAACAUGGGGUCUUUUGUUCUACAGCAGAGAUUUUAAUGCUGAGAUGUGUGUUGUUUUUUGAUUUACUGUCAACUUGAGUGUCAUUUGAAUCUGGUAUAGAUUUCAGGUUCAGUCUUUUCUUAGAGUUGAAAUGUAAAAAAGUGGCCAGUGUUUUUUCCGUGGGUUUACCUCUUGUUCCUCGGUCUCUUUUAGCAACAGGGUUGCAGUCUAUUUUAUGUAUCUCUUAUGAUUAAUGACUGUGUACACUCCAGGGAAUUCACUUUAAAGCACCAAAGUUUAAGGUUGUUGUUGUAUUUACUAUCUUAACAACCUGCUUUUUCCUCUGGCAGUGAAAAAAAUACAAAUUCUGUCACGUUUUAAUUGCACUAAAAAAGUGAAUGUAUUUUUCCAGUUUUUCAAAUCAGAACAUUUCCAUUUUCAGAAUUGUUUACAUCCUUUUUCUACUUGAAAAUAUGAACAAAUAUAUUCUAUUUUUUCUACGAUGAUACAUGCCUUACUUGCAAAACUACCUAUGUCUUUGUGAUAUUGCCCUCAUAAGCUUAUUUGUCUGUUCUUCAGUAAAUGAACCCUUUUUCUACACAGACAAACAGGUCUGGUGUGUAUUUAUUACUCUCAGUCAAAGUAGUAUUUUAGAUACUGAACAGGUCAGGAAAUCUUGGCUCCAAUAACCAGAAAAAAAAUUGGAUUUGCUUGAAAAUGGCUUCAUAUUAUGGGCAUCAAUCUCAUUAUGUAACGUCACCUGUCACAUUUAUUUAUCCAGAAAAUAGUGAAACCUCUCGGUAUUUUUUCAGAGUUCCUGGGUCUUCCUGCCAACUCAAUGAGCCCAUUCACUGGCUGAAGUGAUACCUAUAAACCUAUUCUGGCCCCCUCUAAUCUUCUUCCCAAUCAGCUGAACAUUGAUGUGAUACUCCUCCUGAGAUAGAUUAGAUGGUUAACACACCACACAUCAGUGGCAGAGGUCUGCAGCAUGUCGUGACCCUAAAGUCACAUCAGGUCUUAAUCGGUUAUUUUAAAUUGGCACCAUAUUUUCUUCACAGAACAAAAUUUGGAGCAAAAACAAGUUGGCAUAACCACAUCUAAAUGAGUAAACAAGCAGGUCGAACUGAGCCUGUGGCCAAAGAAUAGAAAUGUGCUUGAAGUGCUCUUGUGGUUUUUGCUCGCUGCCUCCUCUUUAUUUAGCUAUUGUGCUCAUGCUAAUGAAGGUAAUGGUCAAGGGUGGGUGGGUUGGAGUACAGAAGGAGGGGGAAGGGGGCUAAUUGUAUGCAUGGAGAUGGAGGUGUCAGAGAUAAGGCCAAGAACAUCCAAGGAGCAGGGGGGGAGGGAUAGAAGUGUAAUGGGGGGUUUGCACCAGGUUUGAUUGUCGCAGAUCAGCAGUGAGCCCAGAAUUUCUGUCUGGCAUGAACAAUCACAGAAUUAUGUAGAUUUGUCUACUACAGUAACCAAGUAAUGUCCUUAAAACUGUCCCCAUCUUUGCUUUGAGGUGACAAGUGCAUGUUCAAAAACCAAGUCUGUGAUGCAGACGAAGAAUUAAAAUGAUCGUGAGUAGCUGAGAUUCCUUAAACUUAGUCCUGUCAUUGGACGAAAAGAUUUUUGAAUCAGCAGAGGAAAUAAAAAUUUUGAGCACAUAAUUUAAAAAACUUAAUAGAGGCAUUUCAAUGAACCUAAACAUCCUGUUUUGCAUGUAUUUUCUUUCAUUCUGAUACUUUUAUAGAUAUUUAAAUUCAUGAAUUGUAGAAAUAACAGCUCAGAAGUACAUUUAAUCAGGUAUUUUCUGAUGUUGAUAUGAAACAAAUGCAUUUUUUUUUUUAUUCAAAGACAUGUCCCUACUUUUCCAAAACUUUUCAAAAUUGCAUUAAGGGAAAUUAUAGAAAUGUCUAUGAGCAUCCAUUUUUCCUUCCUAAACACCAAUAUCUAAUCACAGUGAAAAAUGGAUUUCCAAGGCUUCAAGUUCUGCCAUUAAUAUUAUCAUUCUUAUUCUGUGUUUCAACAACUCCACAAAGAGCUGCUGGGUUGAUGUUCCCAUCUUGUAAAGUAGGUCAGAGGGCAGAGAUGAGUGAAAACUGUUAAAGGCAUUCAGCAGAGGCAGAGCGGUGAGCUGUCCCACAGGUUGGUGUCAGCUACUGCAAAGGCACGAUGGCCCCGGGUUUCAAGUCUUGUUUCAGGCACAGCCAGAAGCAGCUGAUCGGUUUACCUCGGUGAAUUAGCUGCAGUAUGAAGAUAAAAGAGUUUGGUUGAGUUAGAUGGUGCCAAUCCAUCAGGGCUUCAAAAGCAAAACUUAAAAAGGGAACCUGUAACAAACUAAACUUAGCAGAAGGAGAGCGACACAGAUGUGAGUUGGUCCUUUUUGUCUGAGAGGAGAGGAGGUUUACAAAAAAUUAUAAUGGUCAACUAAGUUAAAUCAUACAGCCUGAAUGCAUGACAUCCUCAGAAGAACUUUGGAGAUACAGUGUUAAAGUUAUGUUUGCAGUGUUAACAAUACAGUUCAUGUCAUUCAUUUAAAUGCAGUCCCACAGCAGAUGUAGUAAGAUCCCUUCGGUUGCAGCAUAUUUAAUACAUUUGCUGUCAUCUGUAAACCUAUUUUGCAGUGGAGGGGUAAAAUAUCGCUGCUCAGUUCUUCACUCUGCCUCAGGUCAAAGAUAAGAUCCCUAAAAUGUUUGAAAUGCUCAUUUAAAUUGAAGUGAACAAGUCUACUGACCCCAUUGUCUCCUUAUUUCAUAUCCUUGUUGUUUACUGUUCUGAGUUGAUUUACAUGAACCUGGUGUAUGAUACAAAAGUGUUAGAUAAUACCUCAGUGGGGCUUUGUGGAAUUAAAAGAUUGAAUACUGAAACACAUUUUGUUUGCAGGAAAUGCCUUCCAUCUACAUAACCAUUCACAUUUGAUAAAAUCUAUGAAUCCUUUUGACCUGAAAAAGUACUUCAAUUUCUGCAAGUCAUGUCAUCACGGUGUAAGUAUGCUGCAGAAAACUGACCCCGGCAUGAGCAAAUAUUUGAUGGAGUGUUUUCUUUACCUGUGGGUCUGUCUGUCUGUCUGUCAUCUCCAUCUUCAUUAUGAUAGAAAGCACCCUCACUGGCACAGAGCUACUCUGCAUUGUUUAUCUCAAAAAUAGCAUGAAAAUAAUGAGGGCUGGCAGGUGGGAGCUGAAGUCUUCAAGGAUUAGCAUACUGCAGGAAAAGAGAGAAAAAGCGAGAUAUAGCAGAGAGGCAUCCCGAGGAUGCCAGAUUUUCUUAGUAAACAAAACAGACCUGUGGGACUCUUCAGGCUGCCAAUUACCCUCUGAUAGGACAGUGAUGUGAACUUAAAAGACCUGGAAACUUGACCAAAGUGUGGAGAAAGUCAUGCAGAAAAGAGAGAAGAAAACAAAACAAAAAGUCAUAUUUGUCAUGCAUCUUUAGUGAGUGCGUAUCCUCUCUUAAACCGGGGCAAUGCCUGAGAGAGGCAUGUAAGAAAAAUGACACUUGUGUGACCCAAUCUUCGGCGUAUUUUCUGAUUAAAAUAGUCAGCCAUGGCUCCUGAUACAAACAAUGUUUCCUGACAUGUAGGCAGCUCGUCCACUGGGUGGCAGUGGUGUGCUUUGAAAAACUGGUUUUAGUCCCCCUCUCUGAAAAGAACCCCUUUCACCUCAUGCUUCAAUUUUAACCCAAAACCAAGUUUCACAGCACAGCUCAGAGUGUAUUGUGCAGAUUUAUAUGGUCAUAACUUCAUUUAUGAAAAUAUCACAGCUUUCUGUUCUGCAAUAAACCAGAUAACACUCAUAAAUCAACAGAAAUGUCAAAUACAAAUUAAAAAGCGCAGAAUAAAAUUGAAAAGAUGACAAUGACAUGCAGUUGGUAUUGUGGGAAGCUGAUGAACCAACAAUAAAAUCAAUGGUGGCUUGAGCAGGAGCAGCAAAGCGGUCAAAUGCUUCAUUGACAUUCAAGCAGAUGAUUAAAUCCUUCAAAGGUUGGACACCACUCACAAAAAAUACCAAAAAACAGAAGCUUACAAAUAUUUAAUUCAAGGAAAAACAAGAAGCAGAGAAAGUCUGUCCACAGCAAAGAGAAAAGUAAAAGUUCCAGUAUUAAAAUCUGCUUUUAAAGUGGUUAUUUAUUAAAAAUGUCCAUCCAAACCUCUAAUUUACAUUAAGACAUAGCAGUUGACGACAAUAUUAUACCAACUACUAUAAUUCCCUGCACUGAAAUGAACUGCUUUAGGGGUUCGAUUUAAAGUCUGGACCAACGCUCCUUAGUUUGUCCUUCGUCAAAGUUCACUUACGUCCGAAUGUAGAAAAUGCCUCCAGUUUCAGGACAACUUCUCCAUACGAUCUGUGUUUAACACCCUAUACUGGGUCAGAAAUGAGUCCUAACCUGGCCAAUGGGAAAACUGUACUCCUCACAAGUCAAUAAAAUUCAACACAACUCAACGCAGGUUUACUCGGAGUAAAAUAAAUAAAUAAAAUCUAAAUUAUUCUCUAAUAUGUGGUCACUUGUGUCAAUAUCUCUCCCACUGCUGCAACGAAGGCUAGAUUCAGCAUUGAUUCACGUUUUUAUGAAAAACAUACACAUUGAUUCCUCUCCACAUAAAUCCACACGGUACAGGGCCGUAAUGUUUUAGUGAGGAGGGUUCUUUUUAUUCAAUCGGUUAUUUAUAAUAUCCUGUAAAAGCAGUUUUAUGCUUAAACUUCCAUGAAUGACUCAUUGUCUUGUUCUUACGACUCCUUAAGCCCCGCUCACAGCCUCAGUCAUCACAAAUAGUAUCCGUGUCAUUACCAGCUGGCACGGCUUAAUGUGAUUCAACACUGAGUCACAUUAGGCUGCAAAAACUGAACCGGGUGCAUCGAGGGUUUUGCAGAAGCAGAUGAAUACUUUUUUUUUUUUUUUUAAGAUUUUAUUGCAACAAAAAAAAAGUUUGGCUGAGUUUAAAGCAGGGUAGCCCCUCUGGGAUAAAGUGACUUCAUCUGACUCAGAAUCAGGUGGAUGUGAAUUCAUUUAGCUCAAGGUGUAUGCCUUUGGGGAGAAGGGUCUUGAAUUGUUCAUGUCAGUCAAGGCGAAAAGCAGCUUUUGGUGAAUUUUCAAUGAAUAAUGUGCAAUUUGCAUGCUUAAUUAUACAUCAUCUUGGUAAGAGAGCAUGCUUGGAUCUUGGAGGUUUUCUGUCGAUGAAAACCUGCAGGAAGAAAGCAGUAGUUAAUCCAGUAAGAGGGUAUUAUUUACUUACCAGCACCUCUGGUUGCUGCGGUCAAUCUCCUCUCACAUGUAAAGUGAUUUACUGUAGGAUGAGUUUUGGUUUCUGCUAUUCCAUCACCCACACGUGCGAGCUAGUAGUGAUCAGAGAUCUGCACUGACAACUGAAUCAAUGAGUCACAACAGCAGACGUCUACUUCCUGCCUCUUUUGUUUCACUUUCUUUCAAACUGAAUCAAUAACUCUGAGGCUUUUUGCUGAUGAGCGAGUUUGUGUGAGAGAGAGAAAGAUAGAUUCAGGAGGGGCUGUCAGUGUAUUAACAAUAGCAGUUAAUGCAGCUCUGAUCCAGUUGCUGCUCAAGCAUCGGACCACAUGUCGACCAAUGAUUUUCAGGGUUAAAGGCCAGGUAAAUAAUAGCCUUGAUGGGUUAUCCAUGUUUGCAGUCACGUAAUCCUUUGUGUAUGUUUCUUUUGCUGGUCUUGUACAGUUCCACCACCUGUUCAAUUUUGAUUCAACGCGAGCCGGUCAAAGCUGGAGCCUUGAUCCCUUGAUUGAAACGUCCCAAACUCAGAGUUAGUGAGCAGAACAGGCCAGAUGGAGAAGUCUAAUACAGAAAAGGAUCUAAAGAGGAGAAGGUGGAGGGAGAUAUCUGUGUCCAUCCAUCCAUGUCAAGUCCUAGAAGAGUUUCUGCAUAGAAAACAGUUUGUGAGUGGAUUUAAAAGUAGAUGUUCAAAAAUACACAUGCAGUUUUCAUCCAAAUUAAAACCGUGAAGUCUACUAAUAUGUCUACUCAUUGCAUGGUAGGUUGUCAGGAUGGUUAUACCACUGUGGACUUGAGUUUUAAGAGUAAACCUGGUAAUCUGUGCCCUACAGCCAAAUAUGUCAGCGUCUGUCAUGGUUACCAAUUCUACCCCUGUGCACUUUUGCUUAUAUAGUUUAUGCUUAUACUUACUCCAGUUACCUUGGAAGUCGGAUGUUGGAGCUGGGAAUGACUUCACACCUGAGUUGACGGCGUUCCAGUUAACAAGUCGGAAAACUAAGAUGGACGCCUACAGUUAGCCGUUGUCAGUCGUUGUUAGCGGUUACUGCUGUCGUUAGCCAUUGUCAGCCGUUGUUAGCGGUUGCCGGCUGUUGUUAGUUGUUGUUAGCUGUAUCAGUUGUAAUUUAAACAACCCACAACACAGUAUUUUACUCUAUGAACACCAUUAGCGCUGUGUUCACAGUUCAAUGUUGGGCAGUAUAACAUGGACCACUUAUUUAAUUUCACAAAAACAAAACAGAAGAGCCGAAAAAUAAUUCAUUACAAGAGUUUUUACUGUUACUCUAUACUGCUGAUGCACUACGCUGCCAUCUUCAAUUAUCACGUUGUCAUCAAGUCGGGGUUGGUGAGGAUCGUCCGACUUUCGGAGCUCUAAAAUCCCGACUUCCGAGUACAACUGGAACUCAGCAUAAGGUCAUAGUAAAACACAUAAUCUGCUGUUGUUUCAGGAAGUAAAUAAGAGAAAUCCUUCUUCCCAGUUUGUUGCAAAGACAUAACCGUUCAGCCACAAUAAAUUAAAACUGUAAACUUUACUAUUAUGUCUGCUAGUUGCAUGGUUUGUUGUCAGGAUGGGUGUCCCACUGUGGACUCAAAUUUUAUAAGCUUUAAGCAAGAUUAUAACCUGAAAGAGCUGUCAGUGUUUCACUUUUAAGAGUCAACCUGGUAACCUGUGCCCUGCAGCCAAAUAUGUCAGUGGUUGUCAUGACUACCAAUUUUACUCCGGUGCACUAAGGUCAUAGUAAAACACAUAAUCCGCUGUUGGUUUAGUGAGUAAAUAAAAGCAAUCCCUCUUCCCAGUUUGUUACAAAGACACAGCCUCUCAGCCACAAUAAGUCCAGCCUAUAACUCCCUGAAAAUCUAUUAACUAUACUUUUUCUCCUUCUUGAUUAAGGUUGUGAAAGUCGACAUGUCUCACUUUGUUUUCAAGCUAAAUGUGGGACGAAGUAUUUACUGAUGAUCUCAAAAAUUAAAUGAAUAAUUUUAGGAAAGUAUUUGAACCUUAACUGAAUGAUAGCUUUUCAUUAGGCUUCAACUCUAACCCGAGUAUAAUUGCCACCACUAAAUUCAGCAUACUGAAGAAAAGCAGGGUAAAAAUAAUCCUACUCGUCAUGUGAGCAGCAGCCCGCUAAAGGUCUUCGUGUUUCUGUGUUUUCCCGGGUGAAAGCUAAAGGCCUGCUAGCCUGCCUGUCAACAUAUGAUGAGAAAACUUUCCCCCAGUACUCAAGCUAAUGGCCUCUUUUGAUUCCCCGUGUUAAUAAGACAGCCUUAUUAGUAACCUCAACCUUGUCAAAUGAACCGCCCAUAAUGACAGCGCCGACUCCAUUGUGAGCGUGGUGGGUGUUAGCGCAGCUGUUGGUUCGGCUAAUGGCUAAUGUCUUGGGUUGUGAUUAAAAGCGGUGUGACCAUGAACCAUGAACUCAAUUCAGCUCCGGCUUUUGUCUGCAGAAAGAGAAGAUAAGAGCUAAUUGCCAGAUUUUGUUUCAGCGGUACAAAGGAAGAGCUACAAACAGCCGGAGAACUGUGAAGUACAGGCCGGAAAAUAGAGUUUGGGUGAUAACUGCCUGUCUGCAUUAGCAAACACUCUAAAUUGGAGCUUUGCAGAGUUUUUGAUUGCUAUUGUCUACACAGUUUCAUCCUAGUUAAUACUCUUUUGUGGUUUUCUUUAAAUGGUUGAGAGGAGAGGUCAUGCUAGGUGAGCCUCUAAGAGUCCUACUUGGAUUCUGCACGAGUUCAAUAAAUCGAAUCCUCUCUUAUGCCAAUUUAGGUCCUUUGUUGACUGUAUUCAGUGGAAUUAUUGCAGCUCUUUAGUCAUAGAAAGUCUCAACCUUCAUUCAAGAAAGCUCCAGGAUUUCAAUAAUUAAAAAAAUUACUCUUAAUAAGAAGAUCUUAGAUGUGUGGGUGGGGGAAUACAUUUCACUGACAGGCUAAGCAUUUUAUACAACUGCUCUUGUGAGUGCUUUAUCCCUGAAGUGUUCCUGUGUGUAUGCAGGGUUUACACAUGUACAAGGUCAUAGAUAAUUCAUGCUGGGGAAAAAAUACCCUUUUAUUUUACAGUCCUUGCAUAAUCCAUAACCGAGCAAUAGCUGGUCCAUUAUAUCAGAUUGAAUUAUUCAUUGAGUUUAGGAGAUUAUAAGAACAUUAAGGCUCCUUUUUUUCUGUGAUAAAGAAAUGAAGUGAUAUAUUGUCUGGCAUAUAACUUGCAAAUUACAUUUUUUUUUGUUGCAUUGUUGCAUUCAAUAGAACUUAUGCUGCUUCCAUUUUCCAACAAGAGCAUCCAUUCAAUAUAAGGGGUGCAACUACAUUAUCUACAUUUGUACAAAAACACAAAUAAGACAUGUCUCUGGCAGAUUGUAUGUUACGCUUUAACAGAACCAACAAGUAGUCAACUAUAGGUGGAGGUGAAAGAGUAGGGCACAUAACGUAAAUACAGGCUCUUUCCAUGCAUCUAUGGAAACAUCGUCCUCUGAUAUAGAUUAUUUUAAUGAUAAAUAAUAUCCUUAAUCAAUGAUAACCCGCUCUUAAUGGCUGAUACCAAUAAGAGGAUAUGAUAUAUUCUUAUUUUUUGUGUGUUUUCAAAUGCAUAGCUAAUGCACACCUAUGAAAAGCUAAGAUUUUGAGUGCAAAGAUGCUUAUUUUAAAGCUCUAGUGAGUAACUUUUGGUUUGGAUCAACAGCUUGUAAUGUUGCCUGUGAUAUUGCCUCCUGCUACUGUGUUUCAACUUGUUGAUAAGCAAGAAAAAAAUAUUAAUAGCAGCUGUAUAUAUCAGAUGAAACAGUAUAAUCCAAACAGUAACAUCAAAGUUAUCCAAUAAUUUGCAGAUAUUUCAUCAGCCAUGAUAAUUAUACAUAAUUCAUGACAUGAGUUUUAAGUCAGUUCAUGUCUUAUUUCAUUGUCACAGAGCCAAAAAGCUCUAAAGUUACAAAAAAAUCUAUUCUCUAAAAGUGAUACAGACAUAUAUAAAGAGGAGGUGAGAAGAUUAGCCCCACCUUUACGAAUAUCCAUGAGGCCUGUGUGUGUAUGUGUGUGUGAAUAUGUACAAGCUGCAGCACACAAUGGUUCCUCUCACCAUGCUGAAUUAUAGCUGUGUCACUUUCAAUCAGUUGUGUAAUAUUUCACAAGAAUGCAGAGGAGUCCCAGAUCCCUCCCAAUGCAUGUGUUCAUCUGCCUGCUCCAAAGCACAAAUCUUUGACAGUACCCUGAGAUUUGAGCCAUAUUGUUUCUUAAAAUCACCAAGGAGGGAGCAAAAGACUUAAACUUUUUAUGUAGUGCAGAUUUUAAAUUACCCUUAGGAGAGCUUCUGAUGUAUUAAAAAUGUGCUUGGGGGCUCAGAACACUCUCCGAACAGAUUCAAGGUACGAGUUAGACGCUCGGAGGUGUUUAUGGGCUGACAACUAUGCGUAUUAAAGGAUAAAAACUGAGGAUUCUGGUUGGUAAAGGUUCCUGCUGAGCUGAAGAAGGUGCCAUCCAUACAGGGAUCAAGGUAACGUGAAUUCAUCAUUUUACUUUAUGGCUGCAAAGUGGGAGAAUGAAGAGAAAAAUGGUUGAUGUAGCAGAUAAAAAAAUAAAAAAAUAAAACAAAAACUGCUAUGAGUUUGCUGAAUCAGCUUUGCUGCAAAGGUCCAUUAACUUCCUGUGCAGCUCACCAUUUACUGCUGUAAAAUAGGGCAAACUAAUGACCGCUUAACCUGAAGUUGCUGUCUUCUUCUCUUUUCCCCUCUUGUUUUUGUCCUAUUAAAACAUUCUGGCUC
This is a messenger RNA of Xyrichtys novacula (pearly razorfish), 15857 nucleotides long. The record is from the annotation of a GenBank genome assembly. NCBI's taxonomy places the organism in Eukaryota, Metazoa, Chordata, Actinopteri, Labriformes, Labridae.